This is a messenger RNA of Coniosporium apollinis CBS 100218, 1344 nucleotides long. RefSeq names its product tubulin beta chain. The record is from RefSeq and is a predicted model, not a curated record. Gene Ontology annotation, molecular function: GTPase activity; structural constituent of cytoskeleton; GTP binding. The transcript has 8 exons. Gene Ontology annotation, biological process: mitotic cell cycle; microtubule cytoskeleton organization. Gene Ontology annotation, cellular component: microtubule; cytoplasm. Bases 1 to 1344 code for a protein of 447 amino acids. NCBI's taxonomy places the organism in Eukaryota, Fungi, Ascomycota, Dothideomycetes.
AUGCGCGAAAUCGUUCACCUCCAGACCGGCCAAUGCGGUAACCAAAUCGGUGCUGCCUUCUGGCAGAACAUCUCCGGCGAGCAUGGCCUCGACGGCUCUGGCAUUUACAACGGCACCUCAGACCUCCAGCUCGAGCGGAUGAGCGUCUACUUCAAUGAGGCAUCUGGCAACAAGUUCGUUCCCCGUGCCGUUCUCGUUGACUUGGAGCCGGGCACCAUGGACGCAGUCCGCGCGGGUCCCUUCGGCCAGCUCUUCCGUCCCGACAACUUCGUCUUCGGCCAGUCAGGUGCCGGCAACAACUGGGCCAAGGGUCACUACACUGAGGGCGCCGAGCUCGUGGACCAGGUCUUGGAUGUUGUCCGUCGUGAGGCCGAGGGCUGCGACUGCCUUCAGGGCUUCCAGAUCACCCACUCCCUUGGUGGUGGCACCGGUGCCGGUAUGGGCACACUCUUGAUCUCCAAGAUUCGCGAGGAGUUCCCGGACCGAAUGAUGGCGACCUUCUCCGUUGUUCCUUCACCCAAGGUUUCGGACACUGUUGUCGAGCCGUACAACGCCACGCUCUCCGUGCAUCAGCUCGUCGAGAACUCAGACGAGACCUUCUGCAUUGACAACGAGGCUCUGUACGACAUCUGCAUGCGAACACUGAAGCUCAACAACCCGUCCUACGGCGAUCUCAACCACCUCGUCUCCGCCGUCAUGUCCGGCAUUACCACCUGCCUUCGUUUCCCUGGCCAGCUCAACUCCGAUCUCCGAAAGCUUGCCGUCAACAUGGUGCCAUUCCCGCGUCUGCACUUCUUCAUGGUUGGCUUCGCUCCUCUCACCAGCCGUGGCGCGCACACCUUCCGUGCCGUCACUGUUCCAGAGUUGACCCAGCAAAUGUUCGACCCGAAGAACAUGAUGGCCGCUUCUGACUUCCGCAACGGCCGCUACCUCACCUGCUCUGCCAUCUUCCGUGGCAAGGUCUCCAUGAAGGAAGUUGAGGACCAGAUGCGCAACGUACAGAACAAGAACUCCUCCUACUUCGUCGAGUGGAUCCCGAACAACGUCCAGACCGCUCUCUGCUCCAUCCCGCCACGCGGCCUCAAGAUGUCCUCGACCUUUGUCGGCAACUCGACCUCCAUCCAGGAGCUCUUCAAGCGCGUCGGUGACCAGUUCACCGCCAUGUUCCGUCGCAAGGCUUUCUUGCAUUGGUAUACCGGCGAGGGUAUGGAUGAGAUGGAGUUCACGGAGGCUGAGAGCAACAUGAACGAUUUGGUGUCUGAGUACCAGCAGUACCAGGAGGCUUCGAUCUCUGAGGGUGAGGAGGAGUACGACGAGGAGGCUCCUGUUGAGGGCGAGGAGUAA